Molecule: messenger RNA, 389 nt
Organism: Chironomus riparius
Lineage: Eukaryota; Metazoa; Arthropoda; Insecta; Diptera; Chironomidae
Source: the annotation of a GenBank genome assembly
UUAAAAUAAUUGAAGUGUUCUUAAGCACUUGUUUACUGUCGUUUUAAACGAGUUUUAAACUAAAAUUAACAAAAUUUAAGGAUUGUUUAAGGUAAUAUAAUCUUGCCAGAUAUUCCUUAUCAUAAUGCCUGUUCCAAGCAAUGCAUUUCAACAAGGAUCUCAGCCUAGCUGCUUCGAUAAAAUGAAAUAUGGUUUUACAAUUGGAUUUUGUGUUGGAAUGGCCAGUGGUGCAUUAUUUGGUGGAUUUUCAGCAUUAAGAUAUGGGCUUAGAGGACGUGAUUUAGUGAAUAAUGUAGGCAAAGUAAUGAUACAAGGUGGUGGAACUUUCGGAACAUUUAUGGCAAUUGGAACUGGAUUAAGGUGUUGAAGAACAACCACAAGAAUCGUAU